AUGAUGGAGAACAUGGGUGACACUCAAGGCGUCAUCAGUGAGAUUCACACCGCGAACAACAACAUGGCUCGACUGGGUCUAUUACCAGAGCUGCAAAAGCCAUACCGAAUACUUGAGAAGCUCAUCUUUGGGGGCCAUCCCAUGGCCAAGGUGAUCAACUAUAUCACGAGCCAGUGUCAAACGCACCGAGACUCAAACACUGGUGCCAAGAUGAAAUCCCAGUACGAUACAUUUCUACGGAAGAUACUCGAACUAGAAGCUGCACACAAGGUCGAGAUGAAGAAUGUUUUUGACGCAUGCGGAUCUAAUAUUGGUGCGGGAUCUGAUACAACCGGUAUCAGUCUCAGUGCGGCUAUAUACUAUUUGUACCGGAAUCCGGACAAGUUGGCGAAGCUCCGGGAGGAGAUUGAUACGAUGACAUCCAAUGGGCUUAUUUCCGAUCCUGUGACAUAUAGUCAGGCAAAGGAUAUGCCAUAUCUCAAUGCUGUCAUUAAGGAAACGCUUCGGAUACAUCCUGCUGUUGGCACAAUCUUGCCUAGGGUUGUGCCAAAGGGUGGGAUGACCCUUGGGGGCUAUUAUUUCCUUGAAGGAACACACGUUGGGACAAAUGCCUGGCCACUUCAUUACAGCGAGGCUGUUUACGGGCCGGAUGCCGACCAAUACCGACCAGAACGCUGGCUUGAGGACAAAUCAGAUCUUGAGUAUAGGGAUUCAAUGAUGUUUGCAUUCGGAGGCGGAUCGAGAACCUGCAUCGGCCGAAACAUUACUUUGUUAGAGAUGACCAAGUUCCUGCCUCAGAUAGUACGCAAGAUUGACUUCAAGUUCGAGGACAGAGAGAAGCCCUGGGACCUGUCUUGUUCGUUUCUGGUUUAUCCUAGCUACAAGUGCUGGGUAGAGUUGCGGGACAACAAAGAUCAGAAAUAG
Molecule: messenger RNA, 924 nt
Organism: Penicillium mononematosum
Lineage: Eukaryota; Fungi; Ascomycota; Eurotiomycetes; Eurotiales; Aspergillaceae
Product: Cytochrome P450
Exons: 3
Coding region: 1-924 (307 amino acids)
Molecular function (GO): heme binding; monooxygenase activity; iron ion binding
Source: RefSeq, a predicted model, not a curated record